AUGAAGAAAUUUGUCAAAGCUUCAAAUUUUAAGGGUGUUACAUGCAGAAGCGAAAUUGAAACAAUUGGGAGAGAAGUUUCUGCUUCUCUGAUUUGUUUCAAAUGUGGAGGGUUGGUUCGGCGUGCCGCUGACUGCAAGAGUGUAGAUGUUGUUGAGAUUGUGUUGUUUCCUGAAUUCGAAGAGAGCAUAGAUUCAAGAUUUAUAUCUACUAGUCAAGUGAAAGAAUUCUUAAAAGACGAAGCUCAAGUGUUUACCAUGUUUUCUUCUUUGCAAGUUGGAAGUAAGGCAUCAAUGGUUGACCUACCCAUGAUAUGUGAAUUUCUAGAAGUAUUUCCAUAUGAUAUUACUGAUCUACCGCCAGAGAGAGAAGUUGAGUUCACCAUAGAUUCAGUACCCGAUACUAGACCUGUGUCGAUGGCACCUUAUAGAAUGUCUCCAAUAGAAUUGGGUGAACUGAAGAAACAAUUAUAA
This is a messenger RNA of Lathyrus oleraceus (garden pea), 471 nucleotides long. RefSeq lists its product as uncharacterized. The record is from RefSeq and is a predicted model, not a curated record. The transcript has 3 exons. Lineage: Eukaryota; Viridiplantae; Streptophyta; Magnoliopsida; Fabales; Fabaceae. Bases 1 to 471 code for a protein of 156 amino acids.